This is a messenger RNA of Ilex paraguariensis (yerba mate), 214 nucleotides long. The record is from the annotation of a GenBank genome assembly. Lineage: Eukaryota; Viridiplantae; Streptophyta; Magnoliopsida; Aquifoliales; Aquifoliaceae.
GAAUGAUGCAAAGUUCUUAUCUGUAACUCUAAAUUUGGAACAUCAUCUGGCAUGGCUUCUCUUAAAGGACAUAGAAAAAACGUAUAGAACAACUAAACCUUACAAGCAGAUAAUCCUUCGAAACAUCACAUCAAUGGUCCGGCCUUGGCUGAAAAGAUACAACGUGAGGUCGUCGCGCUUGGAGAACAGGUUCAUCAGAUGCCAGAAGCUCUAA